This is a messenger RNA of Talaromyces proteolyticus, 1467 nucleotides long. RefSeq names its product aldehyde dehydrogenase domain-containing protein. The record is from RefSeq and is a predicted model, not a curated record. Gene Ontology annotation, molecular function: aldehyde dehydrogenase (NAD+) activity. The coding region runs from base 1 to 1467 and encodes 488 amino acids. Lineage: Eukaryota; Fungi; Ascomycota; Eurotiomycetes; Eurotiales; Trichocomaceae. The transcript has 7 exons.
AUGAGUGACGCUUUAAUUGGGCUUCCUAUUCCAAUAUCCUUCAGAAAGCUUUACAUCAAUGGCGCGUAUACGGAAUCACAUUCUCAACAAACACUUUCCAUAUACAACCCUAAAGAUGAUACAUUAGUCGCAACAGAAAUUCCCAUCGCUGAUGCAUACGACGUCGAUCUCGCUGUAACAAAUGCUGAAACUGCUUUCAAUGGCCCAUGGGCAUCAUUUACUGCGUCGCAACGAGCAGAGUGUUUUUACCGUCUGGCAGACCUUCUCGAUAAACGCCUCCCGAUGAUACUCCGACUUGACUCGUUGACAACCGGAAAUCCAGUAUCUUUGAUCCCGACAAGAGAAAAGGGCUAUAUCAGAAAUUGCCUCCUUUAUUAUGCCGGCUGGACCGAUAAGAUGCGAGGAGAUUAUUACCCUGCUGACGACGGAUUUGUGAAACUGGUUCGCCAUGAACCAUUAGGUGUAUGCGCUGCUAUCAAUCCAUUUAACUCCCCUGUGGCAUCGCUGUUUAUCAAGGCGGCGCCUUGCCUGGCAACUGGCAACGUGCUUAUAAUAAAACCGUCAGAAAAAAGCCCCCUUGGCUCACUAGCUGUUGGACCUUUAUUUGAAGAGGCGGGAUUUCCUCCUGGAGUUGUACAGGUCUUAACCGGCGACGGCAGCACAGGGGCGCUUCUUGCCAGACAUAUGCGGGUCAGAAAGAUUAGCUUCACGGGAAGCAUAGCAACUGGUAAAAAAAUACAAGUAGCGGCUGCUGAGAGUAAUCUCAAACGCGUGACUCUCGAACUAGGCGGUAAAAGCCCAGCUGUGGUAUUUGAUGAUGCCGAUUUGAAGAAUGCUGUAGAUUGGACUCUCAAUGGUAUACUUGCCCGCAGUGGACAGGUCUGCGUGGCAUCAUCUCGUAUUUACGUACAAAAGUCAAUUGCCAACGAAUUUAUUAAGCAAUACACAGAGCGUAUGAAAGCCGCUGCUACAGGUUUUGGAGAUCCUCAAAUACCAGAAACAAAAUAUGGUCCCCUUGCAGAUUCACCUUCAUUUGAAAGAGUUCAAGGAAUGAUAAUGCGUGGAAAGAAGGAGGCAGAUCUGGUAGUUGGUGGGAACAGAAUCGGAGAUGUCGGGUGCUUUAUUGAACCUACAGUUUUUCUUAAUCCAAAGGACGAUGCUGAGAUCUAUAGAAACGAAGUAUUUGGUCCAGUUGCUGUGAUUAAAUCUUUUGAUACGGAAGAGGAGGUGGUCUCGUUGGCAAAUGAUACAGAAUACGGACUAAUGGCAGGCGUGUUCACAAAGGAUAUCAAUCGUGCAUUGAGAGUAUCUCAACGAAUUGAUUCUGGUGUUGUUGGUAUCAACUGUAUCAGUGUCAUGAACAUUCAAGCCCCAUUUGGCGGCAAGAAGGCUUCAGGGUAUGGAAGGGAAUUCGGAGAAUAUGCGCUGAGAGUCUUCACUGAACCAAAGACCAUCCUUAUCAAGUAA